GCACAUAAGCAACAGAGGUCAUCUAAAUAAAUAUCUUGCUGCUUUCUUUCUUUCUUUUUUUUAAUAUUUCAUGUUAUAUUUUCCUUUAUAGAUUUACAGCUCUAAACAAAUGAAGUUACUGUAUUUUUUAGACACUUAGCAAUAAAUGUCUACAAUUUCUAUUUUUGUCUCCAUUGUUGUUAGACAUUACACAUGGCAUUUGGAGCCCUGCCUCAGAACCAGUAAUUUUUAAAAAGUAAAAACGCUUUAUUAAUACAAAAGUAUUAUUUAUUGUAGACGAGAUAGUAAAUUAGACUAAGCAAAAAUGGGGGAACUUCACAAUCAUUGUACAUCCUUGCAGAUCUUAAAACACACACACACAUUUUAAAAGGUAUAAUAUACUAUUUUGUAACCUGUGUCUCCUAACAUGGUUUCAACAUCUUUCCACAUAUUCACUUAUUUUAAAUGGCUGCGCAGCCUUUAGGUGUACAAUAACCCAUUUCCAGAUGUCGGGCACUUUGGUUAGUUCUACUUUAUUAUUACAAACAACUUCGGGAGGCAGAGUAAUAACUUUGAGGCUACAAUAAUUUCCUUAAUUCUUUCCAAGGACUUCAGUAGACUAUGACUGCGUCCCUUUUCCCAGCAGACAGAAAUAUUUGGACAUCACCAUUACUCCCCUCCCCUCGCCAAAGUCCUUUCCUGAUGGGCAAAAAAUCUGUCUCAUCACGUCCCAGGCACGUUCUCGGUUAUCAUCCAGUCACUGAGAUGCCAGAGGGGCGUUUCCAGCCCCGCAACCGGAGCCUCGCCGCCGCCCACAGUUUGACCUCCACCAAGGUGACGCGGAAGAACAGCCCCCGGCCGCACCCAGCUCCGACACAGCGCGUGCGCGCGCAUGAGCGGCCGGGCGUGUGCAUACAGCGGCUGCGCGGCCGGCGUGAGGCCUCGUGAAGCUCCCACUGAGCACCAGAAGGGAAUCGGCUAUCGCUUGUUAGGCCUAUAAAGUAUCUAAACAACAGCGAUUACCUCCAGGACGUGUUGUGAUCUGUUACAGGAAUGUGUUUCUGAUCGAAUCUCAAUCAUGUUGUCAAACUGCUUGCAAAAUUUCUUAAAAAUGACAAGCCCUCAUGUAUAUCCAAGAUUAUGCCAGCGACUAAUAGGAAGUAAAAGGAGGUUUUCCGGAACCGUGCCAAUGUUCAGAUUUCGUAGGCGGGUUGUCAUUACAGGCAUUGGCUUAGUGACUCCUCUGGGUGUUGGAACUCAGCUGGUAUGGGAUCGUCUCAUCCGAGGAGAGAGUGGAAUUAUUUCCCUGGUCGGUGAGGAGUAUAAGAAUAUCCCUUGCAGUGUUGCUGCUUUUGUGCCAAGAGGUGGUGAUGAAGGUCAGUUCAAUGAACAAAACUUUGUGUCCAAAUCCGAUAUCAAGUCCAUGUCUUCUCCAACCGUUAUGGCCAUCGGGGCUGCAGAGUUAGCCAUGAAAGAUUCUGGCUGGCACCCUCAAACAGAAGCUGAUCAAGUGGCGACUGGAGUUGCAAUUGGCAUGGGAAUGGUUCCUCUUGAAGUUGUUUCUGAAACUGCUUUGAUGUUUCAGACAAAAGGUUAUAGUAAAGUCAGCCCAUUCUUUGUUCCUAAGAUUCUGGUCAAUAUGGCAGCAGGCCAGGUCAGCAUUCGAUAUAAACUCAAGGGCCCCAAUCAUGCAGUGUCUACAGCCUGUACCACAGGAGCUCAUGCUGUGGGAGACUCCUUUAGAUUUAUAGCCCAUGGUGAUGCUGAUGUGAUGGUGGCUGGAGGUACAGAUUCUUGCAUUAGUCCUUUAUCUCUUGCUGGGUUUUCCAGAGCGCGUGCUCUGAGCACAAACCCUGAACCUAAGUUGGCAUGUCGACCAUUUCACCCCAAAAGAGAUGGUUUUGUAAUGGGAGAAGGUGCAGCUGUGCUGGUGCUGGAAGAAUAUGAUCAUGCCGUUGAACGAGGGGCGCGGAUCUACGCAGAAAUUUUGGGCUAUGGACUCUCAGGUGAUGCUGGUCACAUAACUGCGCCUGACCCUGAAGGAGAGGGUGCCUUAAGAUGUAUGACUGCAGCUGUAAAAGAUGCAGGUGUACAACCUGAAGAGAUAUCCUAUGUCAACGCACAUGCUACUUCCACCCCAUUGGGAGAUGCUGCUGAAAACAAAGCUAUCAAACAUCUUUUCAAAGACCAUGCACCUGCCCUUGCAGUUUCUUCAACUAAGGGAGCCACAGGACAUCUGUUGGGAGCUGCAGGGGCAGUUGAGGCAGCUUUUACUGCUCUGGCUUGUUAUUAUCAAAAACUACCACCUACUUUAAACCUGGAUUAUACAGAACCAGAAUUUGAUCUCAAUUAUGUUCCACUAAAGGCACAGGAAUGGAAAAUUGAGAAAAGAUGUAUUGGACUCACCAAUUCCUUUGGUUUUGGUGGUACUAAUGCAACACUUUGUAUUGCUGGCAUGUAGGACAAAUAAUUUGUAAUUAAAUAUGAUUUAAAAAAAUAUGAACUAUA
This is a messenger RNA of Neogale vison (American mink), 2487 nucleotides long. It is a transcript of the gene OXSM, whose product is annotated as 3-oxoacyl-ACP synthase, mitochondrial. Bases 1058 to 2440 code for a protein of 460 amino acids. Gene Ontology annotation, molecular function: 3-oxoacyl-[acyl-carrier-protein] synthase activity. The record is from RefSeq and is a predicted model, not a curated record. Gene Ontology annotation, biological process: fatty acid biosynthetic process. The transcript has 3 exons. Lineage: Eukaryota; Metazoa; Chordata; Mammalia; Carnivora; Mustelidae.